GCAGCCCUCGGACAGUCUGAAGCUCAGUCUCUCUGAAGCUACGGAACCUCCCCAGAAACAGGAUGUUGUGUCCCAGUGCUUUCCCGCCGCAGGCCUCCCCCUCCAGGCUGUGUUUCCUGGAUACUCAUUGGCCAGUUCGCCGCCUGUGGCCCGACGUUCAGCCGCUCUUCUUCCACAUGGAGCAGGAGAUGCUGCGCCACCUGCAGGAGAUGCGUCAGAACAUGGAGUUCAUGGAGCAACUGCACCAGAAGAUCUUCCAGGAGAUCGACCACACCUCGCCGUCUGCAGUUUUCAAGCCCAUCGCCUUCCAGGAGCUGUGGCGGGACGACGUCUUCGCUCUGAGUUUGGACACGGCGGCGUUUUCCCCUCAGGAGUUGGAGGUGACGCAGGUCGGCCGGAAGCUGAGGGUCAGCGGUCGCUCGGAGAAGAAGCAGGAGGGCGAGAAGGGCUCGUACUCGUAUCGCUGCCAGGAGUUCAGGCAGGAGGUGGAUCUGCCAGGCGAUGUUGAACCAGAGGCCGUCACAUGCUCGCUGACAGGGGGGCGGCUGCAGAUCCAGGUGCCACGGGAGAAAGCGGUGCAUGAUGGGAAGGAGAGGCUGGUUCCCAUCAACGUUCUGCCCGCCAUCACCUCUUCAGAGAGCGACCCGGCCGAUAAAAACUGAUCCGAGUGAUGCAUCCUGUCUGAUAACAUAUCUUUGUAGUUCAUGAAUUACCUGCACUUUCCUUUAUAUUGAAAAGAAGUUUAUAAUAAAGUUGUUUUUCCAGUUUU
Messenger RNA from Eleginops maclovinus (Patagonian blennie), 769 nucleotides. It is a transcript of the gene hspb9l, whose product is annotated as heat shock protein, alpha-crystallin-related, b9-like. Gene Ontology annotation, biological process: protein refolding; response to heat. Bases 63 to 662 code for a protein of 199 amino acids. The transcript has a single exon. Gene Ontology annotation, cellular component: cytoplasm; nucleus. Lineage: Eukaryota; Metazoa; Chordata; Actinopteri; Perciformes; Eleginopidae. The record is from RefSeq and is a predicted model, not a curated record.